GCCGCCCCUGCCGCCGCCGCGCGCUCGCCGGGGCCGGGCGGAGCUGCGCAGUCCUCUCGCAGCUGCGCCAGGACAGCCGGCGCGCGGCCGUGCCCACAAGUUGCCGGCAGCUGAGCGCCGCGCCUCCUCCUCCUGCUCGCAGACCCCUGCGCCCACCCGGCGGCGGUGGCCAGCGCCAGGACGCACAUCCCGCGGACACCCACCCCAGAUGUAAAGCGGAACAUCAGCCCCUCGCCCCACGGCGCGAUCGACAGACCCGCCAGCGUCUCCUCUGCCAAACCCCAGGACUGGAAGAUGUGGCAGCCGGCCACGGAGCGCCUGCAGCACUUUCAGACCAUGCUGAAGUCUAAAUUGAAUGUCCUAACACUGAAAAAGGAACCUCUCCCAGCGGUCAUCUUCCAUGAACCAGAGGCUAUUGAGCUGUGCACGACCACACCGCUGAUGAAGACAAGGACUCACAGUGGCUGCAAGGUUACCUACCUGGGCAAAGUCUCCACCACUGGCAUGCAAUUUUUGUCAGGCUGCACAGAAAAGCCAGUCAUUGAGCUCUGGAAGAAGCACACACUAGCCCGAGAGGAUGUCUUUCCAGCCAAUGCCCUCCUGGAAAUCCGGCCAUUCCAAGUGUGGCUCCAUCACCUCGACCACAAAGGGGAGGCCACAGUGCACAUGGAUACCUUCCAGGUGGCCCGCAUCGCCUACUGCACCGCCGACCACAACGUGAGCCCCAACAUCUUCGCCUGGGUGUACAGGGAGAUCAAUGACGACCUGUCCUACCAGAUGGACUGCCACGCCGUGGAGUGCGAGAGCAAGCUCGAGGCCAAGAAACUGGCCCACGCCAUGAUGGAGGCCUUCAGGAAGACUUUCCACAGUAUGAAGAGUGACGGGCGGAUCCACAGCAACAGCUCCUCUGAAGAGGUUUCCCAGGAAUUGGAAUCCGAUGACGGCUGAAUGAACUUGAGACGCUUCAGCAAAGGCAGUAUUGGUCACGGAGUUCAAGGGAAUAGAUGAGUAAGCAACGUUUCAAAUUUGGGAUGAAAAGACUGCCAAACUAUUGGCUGACCAAGCUUUUUAAAUUCAGAAGAGCAAUUCUAAAUCUAAAGAAAUGUAUCAUUAAAGUAAUUACGUUACAUUGAAACCUGCUGCUGCUGUGACUGUGAGGAGGGUGGGAGUGUGGAUGGGGAGGAAGGUUCUAGACUCUCUUCUUGUUUUUCUCAUUUCCCAAUGCCUCUCUGUGGGAGAGCUCCAUGCCAGUUUUCACCACUCUCAGGCAAAUACUCUGCAGCUGUUAUUGGAUGGGCCAUUCCAAUCUGCCUUAUGAAAUUCCACAAGAAUGUUAGGGGCACCUAUAGGAUCUCUAGUGGGAUGGGCAGGGUGCUGAUGGGGAUGCCGGCCGCAGGGAGGAAGGAAUAUCUCUGUUCCUCUCCCAUGGCAGAUGCCCUCCUCUGUAUGCAAAUCAGCACAGCCUUUAUUGAGCUUUACAACUAACAACCUGAUAGUUGGCAGUUAAUUCACAGUUACAGAUAAUGCUUUUAUUUACAUAAAUAUACCAAGUAGUACCCUCUUAUUGUAUUCACUUCAUCUAUUUUCUUAGAAUACUUGCAAUUACUAAUGACCCCUUCCCUUUCCCUCCUCCUGCCCUGUCCACCCUCUUUCCCCUUCUCAUAUCCCAAGAGAGAUGGAAUCUCAACAUACAUUGCAGGACACCAAAAGGAAGAAAACAAUGAAGCAAAUGAAAUAAACAGUCAAACAAACCAGGAGUUUAGACCAACAAGUGAACACACUCUAUGUCAGCUCUCCUUUUAUCCAGCUGAGAUUUAUGGUAACUUAUUUAAUGAGUGGUCCUGUCCAAUGCAUUCUUGAUGGCAAGCUUCAAAUCCAAUUUGGUAUCACCACGGAAGCCUCGCUUCCAUCACUCAGCAUUGUACUUAGAUAGAGAAUGAGUUAGAUAAUCUCGACUUGUCUAGAGAACCCACGUCAUCUUAACCUAAAGGGAAAUCUUAUUGCAUUAUCAUAAAAUCGAUGAUAUUUUAGGGUCGGAAUUGCCCAUUUUUUAAAAUUUUGAAUGAGAAGUUCUCGCUAAAAAAAAUCCUGAGAUUUCUCAGUUUCACGGUUCUUUAAAUAUUAAAAACACAGAGUCAACAUGAAUGACAUUGUAAGUAUUUGUUAAAAUACAUACGUUGGAGGCCAAGAGCAGAUGACUACUUUUCCAAGUAAUGCUGCUCCUUCCUAAAAGUCUGUUUUCAAUCCUGGUAAUAUUAGGGGCACUAUAGCACCUAAGAAGCCUUAAAUGAGAGCUAAUCCAAUCUAGAGAGCGAUGGUGUCAGCAUUUCGGUCUGCGUAUCUGUGUGUCCGUAUCUGCGUUCGUGUGCGUGUACGUGUGCCCCUGUGUGUGGGCCCAGUUUUCAGGCAUGUAGAAUAAGCAUGGAGUCAUAUUGAAGAGGACUCACUUCUUGAAGAUAUGCUUGUUGCUUUACAACAUAUGUAAGCUAUUCUUUAGCAUAAAUGCAUUCAUUCUUUAAUAAAAAUAUGUUUGCAUUAAUAAAGCUGAGGAGUUUCAUA
Rhinopithecus roxellana (golden snub-nosed monkey) is the source of this 2559-nucleotide messenger RNA. RefSeq names its product phosphotyrosine interaction domain containing 1 (gene PID1). Gene Ontology annotation, cellular component: cytoplasm. The transcript is spliced from 3 exons. The record is from RefSeq and is a predicted model, not a curated record. Gene Ontology annotation, biological process: negative regulation of D-glucose import across plasma membrane; regulation of mitochondrial membrane potential; negative regulation of insulin receptor signaling pathway. Bases 295 to 948 code for a protein of 217 amino acids. Lineage: Eukaryota; Metazoa; Chordata; Mammalia; Primates; Cercopithecidae.